Penicillium salamii is the source of this 1158-nucleotide messenger RNA. The record is from the annotation of a GenBank genome assembly. Lineage: Eukaryota; Fungi; Ascomycota; Eurotiomycetes; Eurotiales; Aspergillaceae.
AUGGCUGCCCCCACAUUAUCUGCCAUGAUCGACCCGACCAAACAAGCCGAAUACCCAAUUGUGCUGGGGGAGAGACUGGCUCACGACGACACAAACCGACUGGUCAACAUCAACUAUAAUUACAAAUCCAAGUCUGCCACCCCUCAGCAGCGGUCGACCAUCACCCGCUCCCAAUCCUCCGAUCUCUACGACCUCGCCGUCACCGAUAAAGCCCCGAACGCCGAUCACACCUUAGCCUACUCCUACAAAGGCAGCGAAGAUCCCUCCAGCGAACGAAGUCUAGUUCUGAUCUUCGACCCAGACCGAAAGGUCUUUGUUCUCGAGCCGGUCUCGACGACUCUGAACUUCAACCUCCGGUCGGCGCCCGGGAAAACAGAAAAACAAGUUCGCGAACAAUACGAACAACUCCAGAUCAAAGAUGAGGAAGAACAUCCAACCUCAGGCGAAGACCGUCAAGCGGGAACUACCAGCGAAGACGAAGGACCCGCCGACGACAAUAACCCGUACGAUUUCCGCCAUUUCCUUCCUAAGAACCGCAACGAUAAACCCACCUCCGGCCAAACUACCCCAGAGCCAAUCCCAAGCAGAGCUGCAACCCCAGUAAUGCCAGCCUCUCGACCCGCUCCUAAACCCGCCCGACCCAAAACACAAGUCAACCCAUUACGACAGAAGAAGCCGACAAAACCACAACCCAAAGCCAAACCAGAACCCGAACCGGCUCAGCCUGAGCAGCUCGAGUCCAAGGAUCGCUCGUCCCCGUCAGAUGCAGGGACAGGCUCGCAGCAAACAGGCGCGCAGUCACCUGAUUCGAAUAUCAUCGUUGACGGCGAUCUCAUUAUCGACAUGGGUUCUCCGCCUCCACAACGCUCGUUCGUGGUCAACCCCGCUUACUUCUCGUCUAAUAAUACCCCCGACGAGGGGGAUGAGAAUGGGGAUGAAGAUAUUGGAGAGUUCAGUCUGCCUUCUCCGGCUGGCAAUGCUGCACAAUCUGCGCAUGACAUGCAAGAGGACGAUGUUGAGGAUGAUGAUGACCUGGCAGCUGAAAUGGAGGCUGCUUUCGAGCAAAGUGCGAGGGAAGAGGAGGCUCGUCAGUAUAAUCCACCGGCUAGACAGUAUGUUCCCAGUGAUGAUGAGAGUGAGGUCAGUGAAGAAGAGUAG